AUGCACCCUCUAAACCCCUUUCUGCGGGCCUUCUUCAGAAGCACCCUCCCCUCGCAGUGUCUACCCGUGAACCACCAUAUCCUGCUCGUCCCGACGACUGAAUCGCUACUACAAGGCCGCGACCGCGAAACGACUGCGCCAUAUUCUGACCUCGCCGUCUCUGAAGAAUUUCUCUCGAGCCAUGUCAUUCGCAUACCUGGAGGUAUCCCACCUGGGUCCACGUCAAAAGAUGGAGGGAACAUUCGCGAGACCAAAGGCAAGGCCAAGCAGUAUAACACACUCAAUGGCAGGACCGUAGUCGUCAAGGAUACAUACGUCUACAGCAACAAAGGCUUCAAGAGCUUGACACAGGCUCAACUUUUGACCGACACUCUGUUUUGUCCAGACAUCCCAGAAGCCCAGCAAUGGCUCGUCUACUACAUCUCUAGACCUCUAACAGGCUCAUACGACCUCGUUCGCAUCGUACCGGCUACCAUCAAGACGGCUGCUCAGCGCGCUGCAGACAAACCAAAGUCUUCCAUCCCCUCGGCAUCGGACGUCAAGAAGAAAGAUAUCGCAUCAUUUACAGAGCUGCUGACCGCAUUCCCUCUGAUUGCGCGACAACUACAGAAUGGUCUGGAUAGAACACUCAAGGAGUUUGCGGCACAAUUUGAAGGCCCUGUACCUAACAAGUCGUCACGGGCGCCAUCUGUGAGCUCGCAAAGAUCGGAUUACUCUUCAACUUCGUUAGAGGAUUCAUUGGCUUCGCUCAGGUCUUCGGUUUCUGGGAGCGAGAGCAGUAUACGUCUUUCAUCACUGGCCAUAGAACCGGAAGAGGACUCCAUGCGCUUUGCGCUUGAAAGUGCGACUACUGCUGCUAUCGAUUUGUUCCAAGGCGUUGACAGACAACAAUUAUCACUCCUUGGUGCCACAACUGAUUUGUCAGGUCCAGUUGUUGAGCGCAUGAUUGAACGUCAUGUCGCGGAGCAGCUACACGAAACAAUUCUAUUUCCACGGAUAUGCAAUAUUCGCCGUUCAGAAGACCUCGAACUCGAACAUCGCUUGCGGAAGAUGGCCAACAUCGACAUUGCACAAGUCGGUAUACCUAUAGAGGAUGGUAUGAGGGGGAAAAGAGAUAUGGCGAUCCGGAUCGACAGAGCUGUGGGCAUUUUCAAGAAGAUGGGCGUAGCCAGCAGUCCUCAGGAGAUGAUCGAAGUUUUACUAGAGACAGCAAAGACUGUUACCACGACUCCAACCACUAACGUAGGGAAGCCAGGAACGCGCCCGGAUGGCACGUCAGAGAAACCGAGUAUAGCCAUGACUAUCAAUGCCGAUGCUUUGGUCUCGAUGCUCCUGAUCGUUGUUAUCAGAAGCUCUGUUCGUUAUCUGCACGCCAGACUCUCCUAUAUGAGACACUUUGUGUUCAUUGACGAUGUGGACAGUGGAGAGAUGGGCUAUGUACUGAGCACUUUCGAAGCUGUACUGCUUUACUUGUCAAGAGACUCGGAUGCCUUACGGAUAGCUGCGAGAAAGAAUGCGCGAUUAUGGAAAGCGACACGAAAUGGAAACAUAUCGGAUCUGCGCAAGAUACUUCAACCAGACGCUCCCUGGAUGGCAGGUGGUCAAGUCAUAGAAGAGGCGCCAUCAUUUGACGACAGCUUCAGAGAUCAAGAUGCAUCAAGCUUGAGUUCACGGCUGAACGAUGUACAAAUGGAACAGGAACAACAGUCAUCGAUAUCUGGAGGUGGUUUUGCUGCCGUUGGUGGAUCUUUGGCUCACGUGUUUCCUUUCCAAAAACCGCCGACACCACCCCCAGAAGUCAGUCAGCCAAAACGAAAACGUGUGACUAUGGCCAAACUACGCAGCGCAUCUGUGUCAUCAGGAUAUUCAUCUCCGUCCCGGUCCAGAUCCAAGAGUAUAGACUCUACCAUCAGCAAUGCUUCAGCAGGCGACAGCUCUCUCGACAAAAUCUCACAAUCACAAGGUCUGGGUGGAGACUCUAUUUUGAUGAUGGCCAUCGAGAAUGGACAACUCGCAUCUUUAGAGUACCUCUUGAGUUUGGAUCAAUAUUUCCCUAUCGAGUUCAUUCUGGAGGAUGCUAACAACGAGGGAGUGACUCUGCUUGUUGCCGCUGUGCAGGGCGAUGACAAAAACCUAACAAACACCUUACUCAAUCACAUCAUCCGCAACUCUCCCUCCGACAGCACUCUACGAUCAUAUUUUGUUCGUCAAGACAGUAAAGGAAGAACAUUUGCCCACUAUCUUUUCAACCAGCCACAUCUGAUGGAGACUGUCGGCGAAAUGCUGCCGUGGCGGCUCAAAGACAAGAAUGGUCAAACCCCAUUAUUUGCUCUAUGCAGGUCAUACGACCACCAGGAGUAUCGUUGGAUGGUCGAAACCGCAUUGACUCUCGCGACCAAUACUCAACCAGAUCAAGAGCCACUCCACCUUGCUGAUCACAUAGACAACAAGGGCAACACUUUACUACAUAUUGUCAACGAUCCUCAUCUAACGGCGUGGCUCCUUCGUCAUUGUGAUUCGGAUGUGAAUGCAGCGAAUGACAAACGUUUCACACCGCUUAUGAUGGCGAGCAAAUACGGUAGACUCGACUUGGUUCGAACAUUCUUCGGUGAUGCUCGAGUAGACCUACAGAUUAAAGACAUUCGAGGCUUAACAGCGGUUGAAUUGGCCAAAGAUGACGAAGUCAGAAACCGAAUUGAUGAUUUGGUGUUGCUAUCAACGCGACCUGCAGCAGAUGGACGAAUCACUUCUGUCGUUCGCUCAUUCUUCGUGGAGGAUGCCACUGUUCGACUAGUGCUAAAGUCUGGAGGUCCGAACCCAAAUGGCACGAUCACAGUCACCACCUGUCGUCGCUCCGUUGCCGAUUUUGAACACCUCGCAAAAUGGCUCUCGAUUGAGCAGCCCGCGUCUUGGAUCCCGACACAUUUCAAUCUGACAUCGCCCUUCUUGAUACCAUCAAAGCCAUCAAGGGCUGUCCUGCGUGAUAUUCAGCUCCGCCUUGAUGCAUUCUUGCAAUGUCUUCUGACACAUUCUACUUUCUCUACACAUGAGAUGGUAUGGGAGUUCUUCCUUGUUCCCGAUAUUGAUCCCGCCAUGUUGGCCGAGCGAGCGAAACACAAGGCAGAGAUCCGUGUGGAGAAUGUUCGGGAUGACUACGAUCCGAUCACGGAUACACGAGAAGUCGAAUCAUUUGUAACGCAUGCAAAAGAUCAACUUCGUGGAGUCUCUCAUGCUGUGAAAUCCCUCAUCAGACGCACUAAUGCCCAGCGCGUGAUCAACUCGGAUUUGUAUGAUGCGCGAAUGCUCAAUAACACCGGUGUCGCAACCCUUCAAUUCCUUCCUCGAAAAUAUUUUACAGCAUUCGAAAUGUACACAAAAGCUUUGACGCCUUCAGAAUCUGAUCCUCUGGCAAGCUUUUACUACUCGCUGCACUCGAUUGCAAAUUCCUCAACAGCGGUCUUGGUUGCUCUUGGGCGGCCAACGAGCCUGAUUGGCAGCAUGAACCAAGCUAGAAGAAAUAUCGAGAGAGCUCUGGGGUCUCUUAGCAGGCAAUCCCGCUGGACGCCAAACAUAGGGCUGUUUGACGAGACAAGGCGGUCGAUUGCAGCUGAAGCUGAAGAGAAAGCAACAAAGGCUCAAGGUGAACUUGACUCACUUGGUAGCGAACUACGCUACACGCAACAGACUGUUGCAGCCGAGUUGGCUGGUUGGCAAGAACAGCACGUCAAGUUCGGCAAGAGAAUGCUGAAAGAUCUAGCCAAGGGUAUGGUUGUGAAAGAAAAAGCCAGGCUCGAGAGUAUGAAAAGAGCAUUGAGAGAGCUGCAAAGGUGA
Aureobasidium melanogenum CBS 110374 is the source of this 3831-nucleotide messenger RNA. RefSeq lists its product as uncharacterized. Gene Ontology annotation, cellular component: late endosome; tubular endosome; early endosome. The transcript is spliced from 2 exons. The record is from RefSeq and is a predicted model, not a curated record. Gene Ontology annotation, biological process: early endosome to late endosome transport. Gene Ontology annotation, molecular function: phosphatidylinositol binding; guanyl-nucleotide exchange factor activity; SNARE binding. The coding region runs from base 1 to 3831 and encodes 1276 amino acids. NCBI's taxonomy places the organism in Eukaryota, Fungi, Ascomycota, Dothideomycetes, Dothideales, Saccotheciaceae.